GGGCAUAGGACAACGGCCUCGGGCUCCCAGGGGAGGGAGCACAGGACACCCCUGGGUGCUGGGCAAGGUCUCCCCCAGGGGGUUUCCAGCAGGCCCCGCCUUGGCGGCCUGGGGCAAAGGGUCUCCUUUCUCUGAGGCCUGUGGGGUUGCGGUGGGGUCCCCAGGCACCUGCCAGAGCCCUGAGCCUGUGUGUUCCCAGCUUCACUUCCAGGUUUGGAGCAGACAUGGAAGGAAGCCCAUCCCCCUUAGCCUCAGAUUCCCCGGGAGCCCCACGGGCCUCCUGCCCGGUAGAGCAGCUACAGGGGGCUCCGAGGACCGAGGACUUGAGGAUCCUGGGGAGCUCCACGCUCUUCUCCCAGAGCGACACCCCGGAGGCCCCGGAGGACGAAGAGGAGGAGCCCCAGAGUCCGCCUGGGGAGCAGGGCCUGAAGGACACCCCCGUCCCGCUGGCGCAGGGCAUGCAGGAGUGGCCGGACGGCUGCGUGUACCGAGGCCAGUUCGGGCUGGGCAUGAAGCUGGGGCACGGCGAGUUCUCCUGGCCCACGGGCGAGCGCUACCACGGGCAGUUCUACCGGGACCACCGCCACGGGCUGGGCACCUACGAGUGGCCGCAGGGCUCCAGCUUCACGGGCACCUUCUACCUCAGCUCCCGCGAGGGCUACGGCACCAUGUUCCUGAAGGCUCGGCUCUUCCAGGGGCUGUACAAGGCGGACGAGCGCUUCGGGCCCGGUGUGGAGACCUACCCCGACGGCUGCCAGGACGUGGGGCUGUGGCUCCGGGACCACCUCAUCCAGCUGUGCACCGAGGUCCCCGGGGCCUUCUCCAUCCGCAACUACCCCGAGUUCCAGGACUUCCUCACCCAGCCCACAGCAAGAGUCAGCCUCGCCGACAAGGGGGAGCCGGGCUGGGGCCUGAGCGAGGAGCAGGACCCCCUCUUCUACGACUACAAGCGCUUCCUGCUGAGCGAGGACCUGACGCUGCCCCCCGAGCUGAGCCUCUACUCCACGGACAGCGGCCACCUGCCCAUGACCAGCGCCCUCUGCCGCGACCUGGACUCCCGCAUCUUCCUGAACGGCCUCCCGCCCUUCGUGGAGGACGCGGAGCCCUGGCUGGUCAGGAACGAGACGCCCCUGCUGCUCCGGAUGCAGAGGCACGCCUACAGGUUCAGGAACAAGCGGGCCCACAGCAGCUGGAGGAUGGACGCCAUCCUGGCGGGCGACCGCAGCUCCUUCGGGCCCAGUGGACCCAAGGAGUGUCUUUCCAAGGAGCUGAUCCUGAAGGCCCAGGAGGGGGACUACCGCUGGGUGCACAGGGCGCUGAGGGAGAGCCUGGUCAGCCCCGAUGUGGCAGACGCCAGGGGCUACACCGUGCUGGCUGCGGCCGCGGUUCACUCCCAGAGGGCCAUCGUCAGCCUGCUGCUGGACAGCGGGGCGGACGUGAACAAGCGCUCGGACGAGGGCCUCACGCCCCUCAGCAUGUGCAUCCUCCUGUACUACCCGGCCCAGGCCUUCAGGCCCAACAUCGCUGAGCGGACGCUGCCCUCGGUCCAGGACGGCCCCAAACUCCCGGCGGCUCCCAGCCGAUCCUCCGUGGCCCCCCAGGGGGUCCUGGGCUCCGCGCACGAGGACCUGGUGUCCGGCCCAAGCGGCCUGGAGCUGUGGCUGCUGCCCGUGCCACUGGAGGACGAGGGCCUGUCCCAGGAAUCCAGCGACGUGAGGAGCAGCCCCCCCAGGCGGGCCUCCCUGUCGCCCAAGGGCAGCGUGGCUGCGGACGUGGAGCUGGGGCCGGAGGGCGCGCCGCACAGCCUGGACGAGCUGGCCGCGGGCAGCCACGAGAGCGACUUCCAGUCCGACAUGACCCUGCAGGACUUCUCCAUCCGGCUCUCCCGGGACCUGCUGGAGAGGGGCGCCCAGGCCCUCAGCCUGCUGCCCGCUCCCCUCGGGGAAGCCGAGGCCUACAAGGGGGCCACCAGGAGGAUGGCGCUGUCCCUGAUGGAGCGCAGGAGCCGCUGGCUGACCAUCACGCUGCUGCUGCAGCGCGGCGCCGACCCCAACCUGAGCCGCGUGCCCAUGCAUGUCCUGUUCCUGGCGGUGAAGGCCGCGGACGUGGACGGGGUGCGGCUGCUGCUGGAGAGCGGGGCCAGGACGGACAUCGCCUUCCCGGCCGAGCUGCGCGCGCUGACGCCGCUGCACAUCGCGGCCGCGCUGCCCGGGCCCGAGGGCGUCCGCAUCACGGAGCUGCUGCUGCACGCCGUGACCGACGUGGACGCGCGCGCGGCCGACCGGGACGAGGCGUACAAGCCGGGCAAGCUGGACUCGCUGCCCUCGAGCCUGAAGCUCAGCAGCGAGACGGGCCCGCCCAGCUGCUACCACGGCCCGCCCCGGUCAGCCGCGGACGAGGGGGGCCGGACGGCACUGCACGUGGCCUGCGAGCGGGAGGACAGCGCCACGUGUGCCCGGGACGUGGUGCAGCUGCUGCUCUCCCACAGAGCGAACCCCAACACGCUGUGGAGCGGCCACUCCCCGCUCUCGCUGUCCAUCGCCAGCGGGAACGACCUGGUCGUGAAGGAGCUGCUGGCCCAGGGCGCUGACCCCAACCUGCUCCUGACCAGAGGCCUGGGCUCCGCCCUGUGUGUGGCCUGCGACAUCAACUUUGAGCACCAGCGCAGCCUGGACAGCAAGCUGGCCCUGAUUGACCGGCUCCUCAGCUAUGGCGCGGACAUCCUGCAGCCCGUGACGCUCACGCAGGGGGACAGGGCGGCCGUGGGCACCGCCGUGGACUAUGGCUACUUCAGGUUCUUCCAGGACCGGAAGAUCGCCCACUGCGCCUUCCACGCGCUCCUGCCCGCCGAGCGGGAGACCUUCCUGGCCCGGAAGAGGCUACUGGAGUACAUGGGCGUCCAGCUGCGCCACGCUGUCCAGGCCAAGGAGAGCCAGUGGGACCCCAAAGCGCUGUACCUGAGCAAGAGAGCGGAGCUCCUCCCACACCACAGGCUGAAGCGGAGGAGCACCUGCGUGGGCAAGGCGGCCGACUCGGAGGAGCAGCAGCAGACCCUCCUCCCCUUCUUCAAGUUCUGCUACCAGUGCGGCCGCUCGGUGGGGGUGCACCUGGCGCCCUGCCUGCGCUGCUACGGGAUCCUCACCUGCAGCAAGCACUGCAAGAGCAAGGCCUGGGCCGACUUCCACAAGCGGGACUGCGGGGACCUGCUGGCCCUCAGGCGCCUGGUGGAGAACGGGAAGCCCCCAAAGCCCGCGGUCAGGAGCCCGCGGCAGGAGCCCCGGCAGCCAGCUGGCCACAGGAAGACCGUGUUCUCCUCCUACAGCCACGGGUGAGGGACUGCAGCUGGGCCUGCGCCCAGAGGA
Talpa occidentalis (Iberian mole) is the source of this 3362-nucleotide messenger RNA. RefSeq names its product ankyrin repeat and MYND domain containing 1 (gene ANKMY1). Lineage: Eukaryota; Metazoa; Chordata; Mammalia; Eulipotyphla; Talpidae. The coding region runs from base 225 to 3332 and encodes 1035 amino acids. Gene Ontology annotation, molecular function: protein binding. The record is from RefSeq and is a predicted model, not a curated record. The transcript has 17 exons.